Ochotona curzoniae (black-lipped pika) is the source of this 5654-nucleotide messenger RNA. RefSeq names its product zinc finger protein 566-like. Bases 463 to 5151 code for a protein of 1562 amino acids. The transcript has 12 exons. Gene Ontology annotation, biological process: negative regulation of transcription by RNA polymerase II. The record is from RefSeq and is a predicted model, not a curated record. NCBI's taxonomy places the organism in Eukaryota, Metazoa, Chordata, Mammalia, Lagomorpha, Ochotonidae. Gene Ontology annotation, molecular function: DNA-binding transcription repressor activity, RNA polymerase II-specific.
GGGGCGGAGAGGGAUGCGGGCUGCCGGAUCGGGCAGGCCUGAGGUGAAGACCUGCGGGGAGGGCGGGGCCGGAGCGCGAGCCUCGGCGCUGCGUGGCCGAGCGGUUAUCAACUGUAUUCACAGCCCUGGAAAUGGCCCAAGUAAAGUAGCCUGAGCCUGGCAUUGAUAGCGCAUCCAGCAAGAGGAAGAAGAUUGUGAGGCCCCUGGUGGACUGUGUCUCCCAAAAAAUGUACUCUCCAAGUCCUGUUGUAUUGCCCAAAUUCAUCCUGCUCUGCUCGCAGUUGGUUGUCUUUGAAACUGAAGAUGAUGAAACGUUUGUUUAUUUUUCCCAUGAAUACCACUCAGGUGUUUGUGUAAGGACCCUGUGAACAGGUGGAUCUCAUCCGUCUUUUGUUUCUCCCAGCUGUGUCAUUAGCCGGAGGAGGAGCCCAGUGGAGGUCCCUUUCCGCAAGCAUCCAAGCCAUGGCUCAGGAGUCAGUGAUGUUCAGUGAUGUUUCUGUAGAAUUCUCUCGAGAGGAGUGGGAGUGCCUGAAUGAUGACCAGAGAGCUUUAUACAGAUACGUGAUGUUGGAGAAUUACAGCAACCUGCUCUCUGUGGGAUAUUCCAUUUCUAAACCAAAUGUGAUCUCCUGCUUGGAGCAAAGGAAGGCGCCCUGGCUGCUUACCAGAGGGCUGACAGGAAGCCGGUGGCCAGAAUCAAGAGGUGAGGCCCAAAAAUUUCUGAAGAAGGAAAUUGAUGAUUUAGAGUCAGCCCAGUGGAAGAUCAUGGAAAGGCUUACAGGACAUGACCGUCAGUGUUCCGGUCUGAGAGAAGGCUGGGGAUGCAACGGCCAGCCUGAGAAACAGCGUGGCUCUCGGGGCUUCCGUCACCUGAUAAUCCCUCAGGAAGAAGUGCCCACUUUCGAUCAGCAUUCAUCCUUUACUUUACAACAAAUCAUUAAUCAGAAAGAGAAAUACUGUGAAACAGGAGACUAUAGAAAAACUUUUAGACCUGGCUCCCAAUUUACCAAACAUCAGAUAAUUCAUACCGUUGAGAAACCCUAUGAAUGUAAGGAUUGUGGGAAGGCCUUUAGACAUCCUUCAAGACUCACGCAUCAUCAGAAAAUCCAUACUGGCAAGAAACCAUUUGAGUGUAAGGAAUGCGGAAAAACGUUUAUUUGUGGUUCUGACCUUACCCGACAUCACAGAAUCCACACAGGUGAGAAACCCUAUGAAUGUAAGGAAUGUGGGAAAGCCUUUAGCAGUGGCUCAAACUUCACGCGUCAUCAGCGGAUUCACACUGGUGAGAAGCCUUACGCGUGUAAAGAAUGUGGGAAGGCCUUCAGUAGCGGUUCCAACUUCACUCAGCAUCAAAGAAUUCAUACUGGGGAGAAACCUUAUGAAUGUAAGGAAUGUGGGAAUGCCUUUAGUCAGAGCUCACAGCUCAUUAAACAUCAGAGAAUCCACACGGGCGAGAAACCGUAUGAGUGCAAGGAGUGUGAAAAGGCUUUUCGUUCUGGCUCAGACCUUACUAGACAUCAGAGAAUUCAUACUGGUGAAAAACCCUAUGAAUGUAAGAUAUGUGGAAAAGCCUAUUCUCAGAGUUCACAGCUUAUUAUUCAUCAGAAAAUUCAUCUUAGUGAGAAGCGCUAUGAGUGUGAUGAAUGUGGGAAGGCUUUUAGAGUACGAGGACAACUCACUCUCCAUCAGAGGAUUCAUACUGGUGAGAAACCCUAUAUAUGUAAAGAAUGUGGGAAGGCCUUCAGACAAUAUGCACAUCUUACUCGACACCAAAAGCUUAAUAUUGCUGACAGACUCUAUGAAUGCAAAGAAUGUGGGAAGGACUUUCUGUGUGGCCCUGGUCUUCGAGUGCAUUACAAACUACAUACUGGUGAGAAACCCUAUGAAUGUACAUAUUGUGGGAAGGCUUUUAGAGUGAGACAACAACUAACACUGCAUCAGAGGAUCCACACGGGUGAGAAACCCUAUGAGUGCAAGGAGUGUGGGAAGACCUUCAGCCGUGGCUAUCAUCUUAUUCUUCAUCAUAGAAUUCAUACUGGGGAGAAACCUUAUGAAUGUAAGGAAUGCUGGAAGGCCUUUAGUCGUUACUCACAACUUAUAUCACAUCAGAGCAUUCAUAUUGGUAUUAAACCUUAUGACUGUAAGGAAUGUGGGAAGGCCUUUAGGCUGCUGUCACAGCUUUCCCAACAUCAGAGCAUUCAUAUUGGUGAGAAACCUUACAAAUGUAAGGAAUGCGGGAAGGCCUUUAGAUUGCGCCAAAAACUUACUCUGCACCAGAGUAUUCAUACUGGGGAGAAACCUUUUGAGUGUAAGGAAUGUAGGAAGACCUUUAGACUUAAUUCUUCCCUAACUCAGCAUUUGAGAAUUCAUUCAGGUGAGAAACCCUAUGAAUGUAAGGAAUGUAAAAAGGCCUUUAGACAACAUUCACACCUCACCAAUCACCAGGUAAUUCAUAAUGGAGAAAAAAUAUAUGAAUGUAAGGAAUGUAGGAAAACCUUUAUUCGUCGUUCAACUCUGAGUCAGCACUUGAGAAUUCACACUGGUGAGAAGCCUUACGCGUGUAAGGAGUGCGGGCAGGCCUUUAGGCAACGUGCACACCUCAUUCGCCAUCAUAAACUUCACACUGGGGAGAAACCCUAUGAGUGUAAGGAGUGUGGCAAGGCCUUCACAGUCCUCCAAGAACUCACUCAGCAUCAGAGACUUCAUACUGGUGAAAAACCUUACGAAUGCAAGGAGUGUGGGAAGGCAUUCAGGGUACAUCAGCAGCUGGCUCGACACCAGAGGAUUCACACUGGUGAGAAACCCUACGAGUGCAAGGACUGUGGGAAGACCUUCAGACAGUGCACCCACCUCACUCGACACCAGAGGCUUCACACCGCCGAGAAGCUCUACGAAUGUAAGGAGUGUGGGAAAGCCUUUGUGUGUGGUCCAGACCUUAGAGUGCAUCAGAAAAUUCAUUUUGGCGAGAAACCUUACACAUGUAAGGAAUGUGGGAAGGCUUUUAGAAUAUGUCAGCAGCUCAGUGUCCACCAGAGCAUCCACACCGGAGAGAAACCCUAUGAGUGUAAGGAAUGUGGGAAGACUUUCAGAUUAAGACAGCAACUUGUUCGGCAUCAGAGAAUACACACUCGUGAGAAACCCUACGAAUGUGUGGAGUGCUGGAAGACAUUUAGUAGUUACUCCCAACUUAUUUCACAUCAGAGCAUUCAUAUUGGUGAGCGACCUUACGAGUGCGAAGAAUGUGGGAAGGCUUUUAGACUGCUGUCCCAGCUGACCCAGCAUCAGAGUAUCCACACUGGUGAGAAACCUUACGAAUGUAAGGACUGUAGAAAACCCUUCAGAUUGCUCUCUCAGCUCACUCAGCACCAGAGUAUCCACACUGGUGAGAAACCUUACGCGUGUAAGGAGUGUGGGAAGGCCUUUAGGCUUUACUCAUUUCUUACUCAGCAUCAGAGGAUUCACACUGGUGAGAAGCCCUACAAAUGUAAGGAGUGUAAGAAAGCCUUUAGACAACACUCACACCUGACUCAGCAUCAGAAGAUUCAUAGCGGAAGUCUCCCACAUGAGUGCAGGGAAUGUGGACCCUCACAUACAGUGCAAACAGGUUUAUAUGGUUAUAAUUCAUCGCAUCUUGUAAUAUCCCCCUUUACAUGUAAUCAUUGUGGAAAAGGUUUCGAUCAAACAUUGGAACUCAUCAGACACCUAAGAAUUCAUAAUAGAGAGAAACUUUAUGAAUGUAAUAAAUGUAGGAAAACCUUCAGCCACAAGGAAAAACUCAUUGCGCAUCAUAAAAUCCACAAGGGGGAGCUUUCUUAUGAAUGCAAUGAAUGCGGAAAAGUUUUCAUGAAAAUGUCAAAUCUCAUUAGACAUCAAAGAAUUCAUACAGGAGAGAAACCCUACAGAUGUAAGGAAUGUGGAAAAUCCUUCGGCCAGAAGUCAAACCUUAUUGAUCAUGAAAAAAUUCAUACUGGAGAGAAGCCUUAUGAAUGUCACGAGUGUGGAAGAGCUUUCAGCCAGAAGCAAAGCCUCACUGCACAUCAGAAAGUUCAUACUGGGGAGAAGCCGUAUGCGUGUCCUGACUGCGGGAAAGCCUUCCCUCGAAUCGCAUCCCUUGCUCUCCAUAUGAGAAGUCACACAGGAGAAAAACCUUAUAAAUGUGAUAAAUGUGGGAAAUCCUUCUCUCAGUUUUCCAUGCUUAUUAUACAUGUAAGAAUUCAUACAGGUGAGAAACCUUAUGAAUGUAAUGAAUGCGGAAAAGCCUUCUCUCAAAGUUCUGCCCUUACAGUACACAUGAGAAGUCACACUGGUGAGAAACCCUAUGAAUGCAAGGAAUGCAAAAAAUCUUUCAGCCACAAGAAGAACUUCAUUACACAUCAAAAAAUUCACACUAGAGAGAAACCUUAUGAAUGCAAUGAAUGUGGGAAAGCUUUCAUUCAGAUGUCAAACCUUGUUAGACACCAUAGGAUUCAUACUGGAGAAAAACCCUAUGCAUGUAAGGAAUGUAACAAAGCAUUUAGCCAGAAAUCAAAUCUCAUUGCUCAUGAAAAAAUUCAUUCUGGAGAGAAACCCUAUGAAUGUAACGAAUGUGGUAAAGCCUUCAGCCAAAAGCAAAACUUUAUCACACAUCAGAAAGUUCAUACUGGAGAGAAACCUUACGACUGUAAUAAGUGUGGUAAAGCCUUCUCCCAAAUUGCAUCCCUUACACUUCAUUUGAGAAGUCAUACAGGGGAAAAGCCUUAUGAAUGUGAUAAAUGUGGGAAAGCCUUCUCUCAGUGCUCACUGCUUAAUUUGCACAUGAGAAGUCACACAGGGGAGAAGCCUUAUGUAUGUAAGGAAUGUGGGAAAGCCUUCUCGCAACGAACUUCCCUCAUUGUGCAUAUGAGAGGCCAUACAGGUGAGAAACCCUAUGAAUGUAAUAAAUGUGGCAAAGCCUUCUCUCAGAGCUCUUCCCUUACUAUACACAUACGGGGUCACACAGGUGAGAAACCCUUUGACUGCAGUAAAUGUGGAAAAGCCUUCUCUCAGAUUUCAUCCCUUACUCUUCAUAUGAGAAAACAUACAGGCGAGAAACCCUAUCAUUGUAUUGAGUGUGGCAAAGCUUUUAGUCAAAAGUCACACCUUGUGAGACACCAGAGAAUUCAUACUCAUUAGAAGCCCGGCGAGUACUGUAAAAAUGGGCACGCCUUCAGAAGGAUUUAACAUCUCAUUGCACAUUACACAGCAGGUUCUCAAGUAGAAAACGGAGUUUGGGAAAGCCUUGUGAAAAAGUCACACAUUUAUGACACACUAGCUAAAUCUUGCCAAAAUGACAGUGUUCAAUGAGAAAGCUGAUCAAAAACCUUCAGCAGACAUAAGAAACAAUCAGCACUCUCAUUAAAGUUGGAAACCAGAUACCUAGCCAAUGUAUUAGGCAAGAAAAAGACUGGGGGAAAAAAGCAUAAAAUGACCUUUUAUUAGAGAAAUAGUUAAAUAGAAAUGUGUUGCUAAAAAUAAUAAUAAACAGAAUUAUGUGAUUUCAAUAUAUACAGUUAUAAAACAUAUAAAGGCACAAAAGAAGACUUGAAAAAUGGGAAAAUGGCGUUAUAUCUGAAAAGAUUAGACAUUAUAAAAAUGAGUCUUCCAAUUUCUUGAGUUUAAUGUACUUAUGCCAGUUA